AUGCUGCCCCCGCCCAGGAGAGACCUGAGCCGCGAGCGCCGUCGCGACGUCAAGCGCGAGUCGUCCUCCUCCCACUCGCGCGAGCCCCCCGACCGCGACCACGCCGCCCCCCAGUCCGCCGCCGCCAGCAACCACGGCCAGCAGGAAGAGGGCGCCUCCUCCACCUCCGAUUUCGUCAAAAAACUCUUCAAGAUGCUCGAGGACCCCGCCAUCGCCCACGUCGUCAGCUGGGGCCCCGCCGGCGACUGCUUCGUCGUCAAGGACAUGAACGAGUUUACAAAGUCGAUCCUCCCGCGCAUGUUCAAGCACUCCAACUUUGCCUCCUUUGUCCGUCAGCUGAACAAGUACGACUUUCACAAGGUGAAAAACACCGACGACAACCAGUUCGGCGAACACUCCUGGACCUUCCGCCACCCUGACUUCCACGCCGACCGGCCCGAGGCCCUCGAGAACAUCAAGCGCAAGGUCCCCACCCAGCGCAAGUCCACCGGCGGCGGCAUCCCCUCCUCCUCCCACAAGGCCCAGUCCGGCUCCCCCGGCCCCAGCGCCGAGGGCUCCUCCUACGAGCGCAUCUCCAUCCUCGAGAACGAGGUCGACCGCCUCCGCCAGACCAACGACGACACCAUCCUCCGCCUCCGCGACCUCGAGGCCCGGUACGAGACCGUCCUCGCCGAGAUCGUCGGCUUCCAGCGCAACAUGGCCCAACAGGACUCGGUCAUGAAGGACCUCAUCCAGUACUUUCUCAAGAUCGAGAGCGACGCCCAGCGCCUCGUCGGCGCCCCCUACACCGAAUCCGAGGUCGCCCGUGCCUCCCUCCUCCAGAUGAACGAGAUCUCGCGCCGGGCCGAGAGCGCCGGCAUGUCCUUCCAGCUCGGCGGGGGCGCCGCCCACGCCCGCGAGCGACAGGAGGCGAUCGAGCGCAUGCAGGAACUCCAGCGCCGCGCCGAAAACUCGGUCGCCUCCACCUCUUCAGCCGCCGCCGCCGGUCCUUCCUCCUCCUCCUCCUCCGCCGCCUCUGGCCCGACCGCCUCCAACGGGAUGGACGGCUCCGAGCCGUUUCUGAUGCCGAGCGGCGCGGAGCAGGAGGGUCUGCAGGUCUUCACCGUCGGCUCCCUCCUCCCCCGCAGCCAGGUCGACGACCCGAACGGCAACUGGACGUUCGACGCGGGCGGCGAGCUCAUGCGCCCGCCGAGCAAGCUGCGCGUCCGGCGGUCGACGUUCGUCCCCGGCUGGGCCGUCCCGCCGCGGGUCCUGCUCGUGGACGACGACGCGGUGACGCGCAGGCUGUCGAGCAAGUUUUUGCAGGUGUUCGGGUGCACGACGGACGUGGCCGUCGACGGCGUCUCGGCCGUCAACAAGAUGAACCUCGAAAAGUACGACCUCGUGCUGAUGGACAUCGUCAUGCCCAAGCUCGACGGCGUCUCCGCCACGUCCCUCAUCCGCCAGUUUGACCACAUGACCCCGAUCAUAUCCAUGACCAGCGCGAGCAAGCCGAACGAGAUCAUGACGUACUAUUCCUCCGGGAUGAACGAUAUCUUGCCCAAGCCGUUCUCGAAGGAGGGCCUGCUGGAGAUGCUCGAGAAACACCUGAUGCACCUCAAGGUCUUCCAGCAAAUGUCGGGCAAGGCGCUCAACCUCCCGACGACCAACCCCGCGGACGCGAUCACGGACGGCUCCGCGGGCGGCGGCGCCGGCGGCGCGUCCGUCGUCGUCGGCGGCAAGAUCAACCCGCUCCAGGCGUUCGGGAUGACCGAGGAGCAGUACGCGGCGUUGCUGACGACGAUGGUCAGCGAGGACUCGUUCGGCGGCGAUCGCGGCGCCGGCGGGAUGAACAAGCGCGCGCUCGAGAUGGAGAUGGACGACGGCGAGGGCCGGGACGGCAAGCGCGGCCGGUUCGAGGAGGUGGCGUGA
Messenger RNA from Punctularia strigosozonata HHB-11173 SS5, 1911 nucleotides. RefSeq lists its product as uncharacterized. The record is from RefSeq and is a predicted model, not a curated record. Bases 1 to 1911 code for a protein of 636 amino acids. Gene Ontology annotation, molecular function: sequence-specific DNA binding; DNA-binding transcription factor activity. The transcript is spliced from 7 exons. NCBI's taxonomy places the organism in Eukaryota, Fungi, Basidiomycota, Agaricomycetes, Corticiales, Punctulariaceae. Gene Ontology annotation, biological process: regulation of DNA-templated transcription; phosphorelay signal transduction system.